Diorhabda sublineata is the source of this 6376-nucleotide messenger RNA. It is a transcript of the gene scf, whose product is annotated as calumenin. The transcript has 4 exons. Gene Ontology annotation, cellular component: endoplasmic reticulum. The record is from RefSeq and is a predicted model, not a curated record. The coding region runs from base 260 to 1228 and encodes 322 amino acids. Lineage: Eukaryota; Metazoa; Arthropoda; Insecta; Coleoptera; Chrysomelidae. Gene Ontology annotation, molecular function: calcium ion binding.
UAAAUAAGAGGGGAUAGGAACUCAUGUUAUGACAUAAGGUUGAUUUUCAGAACGCAUCUUCUGACAUAUGACAUUACACACAUAUGUUCUCAUUUUCUAGAUUAACAUAGUGGGUGUUUAUGUUUUUGAUGAUGUGGAAGUAGAUGUAACUCAAUCACAUGAACCAAUAAGUUUAAGCCACGCAGCUCAUGAGAAUCUGGGACAGUUUUAAUUUAAUAACCAAAAAUAGGUCCACAGUAGAAUUAAAACUUUGAACAAAAUGGGCUUAAAAGUAUAUGAAAUCUUAGUAAUUCUUCUAAUUUCGUCGGUAAUUGGUAAACCAGAAGAAGAACAUCCGCAAAGAGUUGUUACCCGAGAAUUAAGUGAUAAAGAACAUUUCGAACAACAGCAUCAUAACUCAGAAUAUGACCACGAAGCAUUUUUGGGGGCGGAAGAGGCAAAAACCUUCGAUCAACUACCUCCUGAAGAGAGUAAAAGGAGACUGGGUUUAAUUGUAGAUAAAAUUGAUGUCAAUAAAGAUGGAUUGAUUAAUAGAGAAGAAUUGAAAGAUUGGAUUAGAUUCACACAAAAAAGAUAUAUCACUGAAGAUAUAGACAGACAAUGGAAACAACAAAAUCCUGAUAAUCUUCCAACUUUAGAGUGGGAACGAUACCAAAAAAUGGUUUACGGCUUUCUGGAAAACAUGGAUCCAUCUGAAAUCGAAAAAGAUGGAACAGGAUUUUCAUACAAGAAAAUGAUGAACAGAGAUAGGAGGCGUUGGCAAACUGCAGAUAAAGACGGUGAUGACAGUUUAACCAAAGAGGAAUUUGCAUCUUUUCUACAUCCCGAAGAAGACCAAUAUAUGAGUGAUUUGAUUGUAGUGGAAACUUUAGAAGAUAUUGAUAAAAACAAUGAUGGCAAAGUUUCCUUGGAAGAAUACAUUGGAGAUAUGUACAGAGGAGAAGAUGGUGAAGAAGAACCAGAUUGGGUGAAAAGUGAACGAGAACAAUUCAACACCUACCGGGAUAAAGACGGCGAUGGUUUCAUGGACAGUGAUGAAGUGAAAAACUGGAUUUUACCAGAAGACUUCGAUCAUGCUGAAGCAGAAGCUAGGCAUUUGAUAUACGAAGCCGAUUCUGAUGCCGACGAACAACUCACUAAAGAUGAAGUUUUAUCCAAAUAUGAUAUUUUCGUAGGAUCCCAAGCUACAGAUUUUGGAGAAGCGUUAGCUAGGCACGACGAAUUUUAAAUGUGAAAUCUUAGAUAUGAUUGAACAAAUUUACAUUUGAUAUUAUUGGAGUGUUGUAUCCAAUAUUUGUAUACUAACACUUCACAUUCUUUUUUUGUUCUCGCAGAUACUUACCAGUUUGUGUCUCAUUGUAUGCUUAAAUUUAGAGUAAGUGAAAUUUUUUCUACAGUUUCUUUUUCUAUUCUUCUAUUUUGAAAAAUAUAUAUACGUGCAUUAUUUUUGUACAUUGUUCCUAAUUAAAAAUAAUAAUAAAUUGAGUGCAUGUAUAGUUAGGCAACUCAAUGAACUAAUCCUAAGACAAAUAAUUUAUCAUAUAAUAAAGUAAUUCUAAUCACUUUUUUCAUUUCAAUAUUGAUUUUCUAGAAUCCUAUGUCACCUACCUUCAUUUAUUUUCUCUAUUGAUCUUUGAAGCCUGGAAAAUAAAAACUUUGAAAUAAUCUUCAAAAAGUGCAUAAAAUGGAGAGAAUUAAAUUAUCAAAUCCCUAGUUAACGACCAAAACUGACGGUACCAUAUAGUAAUACUAGGAUAAUAUGGGUGUAAAUUUUUUCAGAAAAUUUGGCUUCCUAUUUUUAAAAAAUUGUAUUUUGUAUGAAAUAAUGCAAAAUAUUUGUUACCUUCAUUACACUUUUUAUACAUACUUUUCUUUGAAGUUGCCAAGGUUUUUGAUUGCAUACACCUAGCAACCAUGUAAACCCAAAAAACUACUUUUUACAUACUAUUCCAAUUUGGUAUUGUCAAAUGGUUUCAUAGAAUAAAUCAGUUCCCUCAAAUGCAUUGUAUUGACCAAUUAGUUUUGGUAUGGAUAUGUAUAUGUUACCGUUUAUUUUAUAGAUUACCUAGUUAUUCCAUGAAAUAACUGAUCGUGUCCGUUAAAGUGUGUAAUAUGUUAUUAAUUUGACAUUUUGAUUAGUUAUUUUAUAGAAAAACGAUCUGUUAAUGAUAACGACAAAUAUAUUUACCUUCCACCCUUAUUGUACCUAUGAACUAUUACAGGCCAUAAAGAUAGAACUUGUUUGGUGUCUUGGUGCUAGUUCAUUCUGAUUAAUUGAUUGCUUGCACGUACAGUGCCAGCUGCUGUUCGUGAAAUACUGUUUCCACGUAUCAGGUUUGAGAUACUUUUAUUUUUUCAAGUUUUAUAAUUUAGUCAUUUGUUAUUACGUUAAUUACGAUUGUUUACAUUAAGUGCAAUUAUUUUUAAGACCUUAAAUUGCCUUGAACAAUGAAUUCUUCAAGUGAUAACUAAAAAUUAUUAAGUUUGGUAGCUGAUAUAAAGAAAUCUAAAACAUCAGAUAAGAAAGUGGCACGUGAUUAUUGGUUACUUCAACAUUACGAUGUCCUUGAAGUUCAAGGAGUAGAAAAAUGAAUAGUCCCAGUAACAAACGCAACACCAGAUGGAAUGUUUUAUUACUCAAGUGAUUCUUUGUUUGACAUUUUGUAUGAAACUCAUUUAUAUAUUGGGCACGGUGGUGAGACCGAAUGAUAAAAGAACUUAAUCUUUGUUACAAAAAUAUUAUGCAAAACUAUUAAGAUUUUCCUGAAUUUUUGUAAAUCUUGUCAACAAAAACGCAAAGCGGUCAGAAAAGGUAUUGCUGUUAAACCCAUGAUUUUUUCACAUAUGUUUCACAAAUGAAUUCAAGAUGUCAGGUUAACCUCAUAGAUUUUCAAUUUAUAAUAAUCAAUCAAUAAAUUUAUUUUAGUUUAUCAUGAUCACCUUACAAAGUUUGUAGUUUUAAGACCUUUUUAAAUAAAGAGAACUGAAGAAGUUCCAGGACAGUUGCUUGAUAUAUUCCUGUUGUGUAGAGCUCCAUGUAUAUUGCAGUCGGACAAUGGAAGAGAAUUUUGUAACAAACUUAUGGACGACUUAAAAUUAACUUGGCCAGAGCUUAAGAUCGUACAUGAGAAACCAAGACAUAGCCUAUGCUAAGAUUGUGUUGAGAGAGCGAAUCAAGACAACCAGUAAACUUUGUGGAGUAACAGGUUAAAAGUUAUCCAGUUUAUGAAGAACAGAGCGUUCCAUUCUGGUAUUAGAAGGUCACCUUACGAGGCUAUGUUUGGUUGCGAAGCUACAGUUGGACUGUCAACAACUGCCAUUUCGAAGGAAGCACUUAAUUGUAUGUAUACAUACCUCAAAUGAUGAAGAUCAAUUGCAAAAUACUUCGACUACAAUGAAUGUUUCUUCUCAACCUGAUAACGAAAAAGUAGUUGAACAAACAGUAUUAAAUAAUCCCAUUACGAAAGUAUGUGUUGUCUGUUUAAAAUAAUGCAGUGAAGAUAUAGUUUGCUUCGAAUGUAUGAAGCAUAUCCUGUUCGGAAGAUUAUGUUUCAGAAGAUGAAGUUGAGCAGAAAAGUCUAAAAAAUGCUUGGAAAUUCAAGCGAUAAAAAAAAUCUAUUUUAGCUAUCAUCAUAAAAAUAACCUAAGAAGGAUUUUUACAAUUGGGCACAAGGAACGGCCGCAUAAAACAAUUAUAUUCCCGAUCCCAGUUCAGUGUCUGUGAACAAAAGUUAAUUAGAAUAGAAGAAGUACCGCAUGAUGAAAUAUCGGACUGGUCUGUUGCUCCAGCUCAAAGUUUAGGUAAUGGUCAGGGAUUUAAAAAAUUUUCGUGUAAAACCCAGUGUGUCAACAAAAAAUGUUUUUGUUUUAGAAAUAAUGUUAUUUAUAAUCCAAGUGUCAUUUUAGUAGUGCUUGUAACAAAUGAUUUUAUGGUACGUUUCCAUAAAUACCAUUUAUAAGCUGAAUAAAUUAGAUGAAUUGCUUCUUUUUUAUUUUAAUGUCUAUCAUUAGUUUAUUUUUAGAAUAACUAGUUAUAUCAUUUUAGAUAAAUCGUUCAUUUUACAAUUCAACUGUCUCUCAUUAGUUAAUUUAUAUAAUAUUUAGUUAUUUCAAGAAAUAAGUAGUUAAAGUGUCAAAUUAAUAACAUAUUACAUACUUUAACGGACACGAUCAGUUAUUUCAUGGAAUAACUAGGUAUUCUACGAAAUAACUGCAUUAUAUACUUUAACGGUAACAUAUAUAACUUUAUUUCAUCAUAAGAAUAUCGUUUCGUACUGAAUCGACGCUCUAUAUUUACAACGUUAUUAUCCAUCCAACGUGUACAUAGUAUCCCAUUAUUUUGUCUAUCACAGAUUUAAAGGUUUCCUUAGGUUUACACUUCAUGUCAUGAUAUGAGGAUUUAAGUUUGUUGUUCUAUUCUUUUGUUUAUCUGUUAUUAGGGCCUUGAAGUUUAUAAAGGUUUUGAAGAACCAUCAAAGUAUGAAAUGCAUCAUAUAUUAGAGCCUUUAUGGUCACUUGCACCGUAAGGUUAACAAUGGUUUAAAUUUUAAUACUGGCUUAAUUUUUUUUUUAUUUGCACCGUGUGUUAAACGAAGUUUUAACGUUUUUAAACUUCAAGGUAUCCAGAAAGGGUAUCGGGUAUUUGUAAGUUCAAGUAAUCAAAUAAUAUUUAUUAGCAAUAAAAGUUUUUAUUGUUUUUUGAUACCAUAGGAAUUGGAAAAUUAUUUGGAAAAUAUGAUGUUAUCCAAAUAAUGACCGUUACGUUGCUGGCACUCUUCUAAACGGGAACGAAGAUUGGCGAUAACACGUCGACACAAAGCUCUUGAUAUUGCUGCCAUUUCUGACCUGAUGUUUUCCUUCAAUUGGGUUAGGUUCGUUGGAUUAUUUUGAUAAACCUUACUUUUAAGGUAUCCCCAUACAAAAUAGUCAAGGAAUAGGAAUAGAAUAUCUUCUUUGAUCCAAAGUUCCCAUAUUUUUUACGAUGAUAUAAUAGGAAAUUGACUGGUUUCAUAUCCAUACUAUGAUAUGUAUGUACAUUUAGAAUCAGUUUUUGAAUGAUUAUAUAGUUUUCAGAGACUUACAAGAGCUGUAUUCUCAGAAAAACUUAUUGGUGGUGACUCAUUCCAAGGAAGUAACUAGACAAUUUUAUUGAAUUUAACACAACUCCACUACAACUUUUUUUUGAUAAAUUUGAAUUUAUAUGGUUUUUCACUUUUUGUCGAGGAACUGUUGCCUCGUUCUUUACAAUUAUCCUAAAAUUUUAUUUUAUUUUGCACUUAUUUACUGAUGUAACCAUAUACAAUGAUGAUAAAAAAUAAUAAGGAAUUGUUAUAUGGAAUAAAAUAAAAAAAAAUUAGCUAAUCAUAAUCAUUUAUUCAAUUUCUGAUUAUUUGCUGCUGCCUACAUGUCGGUUUUUAGUUUUUCGAUUUACCUUGGGAGAUCUACUUGUGCCAUUGAAUGUACAUAUAAAAUGUUUAAAAAGUGAAGUCUCCCAUGACGAGUUUUUUUCUUGAUUUGUAUGUUUGUCCGUUUCUUUGUUUUCGAUAACAUUUUUUAAUUUUGCGAUGAUAUUACACGUUUUGCAUUCAUUGUAUUACGUGAAUUUUACAAGAAUCUCUUAAAAUAUAAAAAUAAACACGAAAAACCACUUGUAAAACUUUAAAAUGCUUUAUAUGAAGAUAGAUGUUUGUACCAAUACAUCUAAUUUUUAAGAAAAUUUCCCCAAAUCAAUAACUUUAACUUGAGCCGAAUAAAAUACGAUGCAAGCGAUUAUGAUUUAAAUCGCCGUUUGAAUUUUAACAGCCUGUUAUUUUAAACAGUAGAUUUUAGAUUACGAUGCAAGUAGGCCUGAAUUGUUGUAAAUAUUGGAGGAAACAUAAAAGUAUGACAUAAUAUCAUAUAUUAGCGCCUUGAAUGUAAAUAUUCGAAGGUCUAUCAAUUUCAAAAAUGCUGUACAAAACAAUGUUUUAUCAGUAUUAACAAAAGUAGGUGCAAAUGUCAAUUGCCACUUGUCACUCAUAUUUCACAGAUUAAAUCAGAUCAAGGUUAUCCAACCUUAAAGGGUUGAGCAUAUAUGUAUACUUCUAUAUGGACAGAUGAUAUGGGAAAAAACAUCGCUACGUUACGAUGCUGACAAUAUUCAUUUUCUCUCUCGUUCGAGAUACUUUAUCUGUACUGCGCAUGCUUCAUUCGCGCAAAAGCUGCGUAGAACUAACUGAAUCUCCCGGAGGAGAGAGAGUACGAUACACUAUUUGCUCCACUUAGUCGAAACACCUUCCACUUAUUGGAACUGUCCAUAUAGAAGUAUUACAUAUUUGGGGUUGAUGACAUCUAUGUUUAGAAAAAGAAAAGGAAGAAUGUUGGGUUGUUUUUGUUG